CCACGCUCAAUUCCUGUGGUGCGCUCCCUUGCUAGACAAGAUGGCUACCAGCGCAAAGACGGAGGUGUCGCAACCCGUCCUGGCUCCGGCUGCUGGCAAGGUGCAUUAUCCUUUCUGGUUUGGGGGCUCUGCCUCGUGCUUCGCAGCGGGUGUCACUCACCCGUUAGAUCUCGUGAAGGUGCGCUUGCAAACGCGUGGACCUGGCGCCCCGACGAGCAUGCUGGGCACAUUUGCCCAUGUCGCCAAGAGUAAUGGAAUCCUAGGGUUGUAUAGUGGUCUCUCCGCAGCUGUCCUACGCCAGUUGACUUACUCAACCACCCGAUUCGGUAUCUAUGAAGAAAUGAAAUCCUACCUCACGGCCUCCGGACAACCCCCCGGCACCCUCACAUUAGUCGGAAUGGCCUGCACAUCAGGCUUCCUGGGUGGGAUUGCAGGAAACCCUGCUGAUGUUAUGAACGUGCGGAUGCAGUCCGAUGCCGCACUACCACCCUCCCAACGUCGCAAUUACAAGCACGCCUUUCACGGGCUCGUACAGAUGACUCGCGCAGAAGGACCUGCGAGUUUGUUCCGUGGCGUCUGGCCCAACUCGACACGUGCCGUGCUCAUGACGGCAUCGCAGCUGGCUUCGUACGAUACCUUCAAGGGACUGUGUAUUGACAAUUUUGGCAUGUCGGAUAACCUGCUGACGCAUUUCACGGCGUCGUUUUUGGCCGGGUUUGUGGCUACGACUGUUUGCAGUCCUGUUGACGUUAUCAAGACCAGAGUUAUGAGUGCGUCGCCGACGGAAAGCGCUGGGCAUUCGAUCCUGGGUCUGCUGCGGGAGAUCUCCCGUAAGGAAGGCCUGGGUUGGGCUUUCCGGGGGUGGGUUCCCAGUUUCAUUCGGCUGGGACCGCAUACUAUUGCGACGUUUUUGUUCUUGGAAGAACAUAAGAAGAUUUACCGUAAGUUGAAGGGUGUCCCGGAGGCUCAGCAUGCAUAGACUUGAUUUUCUUUUUUCUUUGCCCGUGAGGGAAGGCGACCAGUACAAAAGUCUUGUUUUUUUGGUUGUACAUAUUUUGAUCUAUUUGCAUUUGGGUUUUGUGUUUUUUGGUUCUUUUCUUUUUCUUGUCGAGGACAUACCCAUCAUUGCGGUUAUCGGAUUCAGGAUCUAGUGUUAUAUAUACAGGUGGGAUUGGAUAGACAGAAUGAUAAGACUACAUAUCAAUUGUUGUUCGGGA
Messenger RNA from Aspergillus ruber CBS 135680, 1217 nucleotides. RefSeq names its product putative mitochondrial dicarboxylate carrier. Gene Ontology annotation, biological process: phosphate ion transmembrane transport; oxaloacetate transport; succinate transmembrane transport. Gene Ontology annotation, molecular function: oxaloacetate transmembrane transporter activity; thiosulfate transmembrane transporter activity; antiporter activity. NCBI's taxonomy places the organism in Eukaryota, Fungi, Ascomycota, Eurotiomycetes, Eurotiales, Aspergillaceae. The transcript has 4 exons. Gene Ontology annotation, cellular component: mitochondrial membrane. The record is from RefSeq and is a predicted model, not a curated record. The coding region runs from base 41 to 979 and encodes 312 amino acids.